Molecule: messenger RNA, 2588 nt
Organism: Ictidomys tridecemlineatus (thirteen-lined ground squirrel)
Lineage: Eukaryota; Metazoa; Chordata; Mammalia; Rodentia; Sciuridae
Source: RefSeq, a predicted model, not a curated record
CUCAUUUAAUUGCUUAGGUCUUGCUAAGAUGUUGAGAUUGGUCUUGAACUUGUGAUCCUCCUGCCUCAGCCUCUGCAGUUGCUGGGAUUACAGGUGUGUGUUGCUGCACCCGGCUUCAUUUAUAUUUCACGUGUACCUUCAUGGCUGGAAGGAAGAGUCCGCCGAAGGAGAAGGUCAUGGACUUGAUGUCCUCUACUUCCAUCCUGCCCCUGCUGUUAGGCUGCCUGGGCAUCUUUGGCAUCUAUCAGCUGCUGCAGUGGAUGCGCAUGAAGGCCUACGUUCAGAAUACUGUGGUGGUGAUAACAGGCGCCACCUCGGGGCUGGGCAGAGAAUGUGCCAGAGUCUUCCAUGCUGCAGGUGCUAAGCUGGUGCUCUGUGGCCGGAAUAUAGAGGCCCUCGAAGAACUCACCAGAGAGCUCACUGCUUCUCAUACCUCCCAGAAGCAGACGCACAAGCCUUACACAGUGACCUUCGACCUCGCAGACACAGGGGCUACUGUUGCUGCAGCAGCUGAGAUCCUGCAGUGCUUUGGCUAUGUGGAUGUACUCAUCAACAAUGCUGGGAUCAGCUACCGAGGGACCAUCACAGACACCACAGUGGAUGUUGACAAGAGGGUCAUGGAGACAAACUACUUUGGCCCUAUUGCUCUAACAAAAGCACUCCUGCCCUCCAUGAUCAAGAGGAGGCAAGGCCACAUCGUCACCAUCAGCAGCAUCCAGGGCAAAAUCAGUAUUCCUUUUCGAUCAGCAUAUGCAGCCUCCAAGCACGCAACCCAGGCCUUCUUUGAUUGUCUGCGUGCUGAGAUGGAACAGGAUGGGAUCCAGGUGACUGUCAUCAGUCCCGGCUACAUCUAUACCAACCUCUCUGUAAAUGCCAUUACCGCGGAUGGGUCCAGAUAUGGAGCUCUUGACAAGAACACAGCCCAGGGCCGAAGCCCUGCAGAGGUGGCCCAAGAUGUUCUUGCUGCUGUGGGGAAGAGGAAGAAAGAUGUGAUCGUGGCUGACUGGCUGCCUUCCUUGGCCAUUUAUCUUCGAACUCUGGCUCCUGGGCUCUUCUUCAGCAUCAUGGCCUUCAGGGCCAGAAAUGAAAGAAAAUCUAAGAAUUCCUAAUCCUGUCCAGAGCUAGCAGCUCCAACCAGUUUGAGCUAGGAUGAGAAGCCACACUUCCCUAGGCUUGCCUGCUCUUCAAGGGACAGCUGUGCUUGAGACUUUAAUGGCAAUUUGCCCUCCAGGUGGAAAAGACUGAAGAAACUUUUCUUCUGCAGGUCCAUGAUGCAGCCCCAGGCCAUGAGCUUCUUCCUAGAGGUGAGGGAUAAGCACUUAAGGAAUAAAUAUGGAGAUGGGUUUCCACUCUAAAAACAUGAAAUAAAUGAUAGGGAUAGUAAGAGUCAUGAACCUCAGUGACUAGAAGAACUGAAGCCUGUCCUUUGAAUUCCAGCCUUGAUGACUCCUAGAAAACUGUCUUGGAGUCAGAUGUUAUAACAUCACCUGACCCAGUUGUUCGAGUUUGACAUAUCCAAGACCACUUGACCCAUUUGCUUUGGAGGGGACAACUAUCAGCACUUGGGAGAGAAGGUUGUAUUUUUAGGAAAUCAUUAUUCAUAUCCCUUUCCAGGAUCCUGUGAUAGCCCAUUUGAUAUAGAAAAUGGUGGGCUACUGUGUGAUGGGUUCUAUGGCACAUCCCAAGUGGCUUUAGCACCAAAAGGAAUUCCCUAUGUUCCUUCUCACUCUAACCACAGCCUUAGAGUAUGCCAGGCAUCAUUCAAGCAGAUGAAUUUCCUAAAGAGGCAGCAACCAGAAGGGAGACCUCUACAUGGCCGUAGACAUCCUCUAGGAAAAGAAACCUUUGGAGACUGGCCUGGUGAGCAGAGCUGAAGCAGCAGCUAGUUUCCAGGUGGAAGGAGUUCAUUUGCUGAUUAUAGUCAGAGAGAAGGCCUGGGUCCACCUUUGAUUUAUUAAAAGUACAUAGUUGAAGUUCUUGAGUGAGUCACUUCAUUUAGGGAGAAGUUUUCCUAUUAAUGAGAAUGAAGUUGAAAUAGUAGGUCCACUGUAGACUUCCCCAAAUUGGGAUAAAAAUCUCCUAGCAUAUGAUGUUGAUGUCUGCACUGACCUAACUCUGGCUCUGUUCACCUUUUGUUGUAAACAGCUGCCUCUGACAGGAGCCUGGGGUUAGGGCUCUGGAGUAGAUGAACAAGUGGAUGAUUAGCUGGGGCCCUGGCUCACAGCACAUCCUGGACAUUCCAGAGCCUUGGGUAGAAUGUGAAUAUGCACAAGAUGGGUGGUUCUUAUCUUGCACGGGAAUCACCACCCCAUUCCUGACAUCAGAGAGAGGGUUUCUUAGUGUCUGGGGAUGCUGGGGCUGAGACAGCAGCAACUGUUCCAGAACUAGCCCAGUCUUAAGUGAAGUGAAACUGCCAAGCAUGUAGCAGGUUCGGGGAUAGGGGCUCCCUCUCUAAAUGGAGCAAGAGAACACUUCUUCUUAGACAUUUAUUGACUGGCACUUCUAGAAUGGCUGAUGUCCAGGUGCUGUUCCUUUCUUGUCUAUUAAAUAAAACCAUCAGCAUUGGAUAUACUGCCCUCAAAAUGAGA